AGGUCUAGGUCGUGGUUUGUAUUUUCUCUCUUCUGCGGUCCCCCUCCCCCCCCCCUUGGUAUUUCUCCCAAACCAACGAAAUGUAUGUUUUCCUUCCAAGGCUUAGCUGAGUUGGCUCAUCGUGAAUAUCAGGCAGGAGAUUUCGAGGCAGCUGAGAGACACUGCAUGCAGCUAUGGCGACAAGAGCCAGAUAACACUGGUGUGCUUUUAUUACUUUCAUCUAUACACUUCCAGUGUCGCAGACUGGACAGGUCUGCUCACUUUAGCACUUUGGCUAUUAAGCAGAACCCACUUCUGGCAGAAGCCUAUUCCAAUUUGGGGAAUGUCUACAAGGAGCGUGGACAGUUGCAGGAGGCUAUUGAGCAUUACCGUCACGCACUGCGCCUCAAACCGGAUUUCAUCGAUGGCUAUAUUAACCUGGCAGCCGCUUUGGUUGCUGCAGGAGACAUGGAAGGGGCAGUGCAAGCUUAUGUGUCUGCCCUUCAGUACAAUCCUGAUUUGUACUGUGUUCGCAGUGACCUGGGGAACCUGCUCAAAGCCCUGGGUCGCUUGGAAGAAGCCAAGGUAGGUGUUCAUUAGAAUGCAUUUAAACAUCAGUGUUUUGCAAACUUGUCCUCUUUGCCAAGUCUUCAAAUCUUCAUUGAGCUAUCUUCACAAACAGUCCUGAGAAACUGAGGAAAGCUGACAGCAUGAAUCGCCUCAGCCUAGAGCAAGGCCGGGC
This is a messenger RNA of Gracilinanus agilis (Agile Gracile Mouse Opossum), 721 nucleotides long. RefSeq names its product UDP-N-acetylglucosamine--peptide N-acetylglucosaminyltransferase 110 kDa subunit-like. The annotation marks the transcript as partial. Gene Ontology annotation, molecular function: protein N-acetylglucosaminyltransferase activity; protein binding. The transcript is spliced from 3 exons. The record is from RefSeq and is a predicted model, not a curated record. Gene Ontology annotation, biological process: protein O-linked glycosylation. Lineage: Eukaryota; Metazoa; Chordata; Mammalia; Didelphimorphia; Didelphidae.